GCUAUCUUGCUUCAAUACGGCACAUCCAACCUCAUAUAUAUUGUUGUACUAUUGUAAAUAAGUGACUUUUAAGAUAUUUUUAAAUAUUAGAAAAUAUAUAAAAAGCAUUCCAUAUCAACGACGAUAUGCAAUAACGUUGCAUUAGUUAUGCAUUAGUCUUUGUUCAUAAAUCUAUGAACUUAUUGAAGUUAAUCUAAUCGUUAUUCGAAUCGUAAGUAAUUAAAAACAAAAUAAAAGAUUUUGUACGGAGUAUAUCGGCACUUGAUAAGCGGAACAGUUUCAACGCCGAUGGAGCCAAUUUUGCUUGUGCACGGUGGUGCUGGUAACAUAACCGAUGCUCGAUGCCCGGGAAAACUCACUGGUAUGAAACAAGCUUUACGUGUCGGUAUUAAGCAUUUAAUACCUAAUAAUGAUCUAAGUGAAGGCAGCGCUUUAGAUGCAGUAGAAGCUGCUGUAGGAGUCAUGGAAAGUGAUGGAAAUUUUAAUGCUGGUUACGGUGCCUGUUUAAACUUCGAGGGCAAAGCGGAAGUGGAAGCUAGUAUUAUGGAGGGUAGUGAAUUAAAGGCAGGUUGUGUAACCCUAUUGCACGAUAUUAUGCAUCCCAUAUCUGUUGCGCGCUGCGUUAUGCAAAAUACAAAACAUACGUUUUUAGGAGGAGAGGCAGCACAAAAAUUUGCUUUAGAACAUGGUUUUGAACAAUUGCCAGAGAAUUCCUUAAUCACUGAAGAUGCUCGUUUGGCCUUGGAAGAAUUUAAAGAACGCCAAGCCAGCGGCUUGGAUACCACUUUCGCCCGCACUGAGCUGGAUGUCAAGCAAGAUAGCGGUGAACAAGAGCCAGGUACGGUUGGUGCGGUAGCUAUUGAUUGCAACGGUAAUAUAGCAGCGGCUACUUCUACCGGUGGUAUUACUGGCAAAGUAUCUGGUCGUAUCGGUGACACUCCUCUUUUGGGUUGUGGCACAUACGCCGAUAAUUUGCAAGGCGGUGUUUCUACAACCGGUCAUGGAGAAACUAUAAUGCGUUUCAAUUUGGCACAAAAAAUUAUGUCUAAAAUACGUUACGAAGGAAAGACCGCACAAAUAGCCACUGAGGAGGCUUGCAAAGAAAUGACGGAACGUUUGACUGGCACAGGAGGGGCGAUAACAAUCGACGCGCAUGGCCGGUUAGGAAUAUAUUGGACUUCACAUAGAAUGGGUUGGGCUUAUGUUAAAAAUGGCGAAAUAUUCUAUGGCAUUGAUCACGGCAAACAGUUUAAAGAGCAAUUAUAAAAAAGAUUAUAGCUUUUUUUAAUAUUUCUUUAUAAAAAUAUAUUGAUUUUAUGACAGGUCCAUUAUGUUUCUUUUAACCAAACAAUGCA
Molecule: messenger RNA, 1355 nt
Organism: Glossina fuscipes
Lineage: Eukaryota; Metazoa; Arthropoda; Insecta; Diptera; Glossinidae
Product: probable isoaspartyl peptidase/L-asparaginase CG7860
Exons: 2
Coding region: 289-1266 (325 amino acids)
Molecular function (GO): asparaginase activity
Source: RefSeq, a predicted model, not a curated record